CUCACCAUGACUUUCCGUCGGGGAAUUAUACUCUUUUUCCUGUUAAAUUGUAUUAUUUUAUUUUUCUUUAUGUUCCUUUCUUUAAAUGAUUACUCCAUCUCCAUCUUACAUUCCCCUACUUCUAAGAGGGAAAAGGUACACCUCCUUAUUGUCUCUUCCUGGCGUUCUGGUUCUUCAUUCUUAGGACAGAUCUUCAAUCAGCACAAUGAUGUCUUUUAUUUAUAUGAACCUGGGCAUCCCAUCUGGAUGAGAUUAAACCAAGAGUCGGCUGAGCUACUUCAGUAUACUGUCAGGGACCUGCUGCGAUCACUCUUUAACUGUAAUGUAUCUCCUCUCCACCCAUAUCUCCCCAGUAGGGCACAGCGUAUCUCGCACAUAGACUUCUUUUCUGAGAGUCGAGCACUCUGCUCCCCUCCUGCUUGCUCAUCUUUAAUUCAUUUAGAGAGCUAUGACCAAACAACUUGCCAUUAUCGUUGUGGGAAUGCUUCCCUAGACAAGAUGGAAGAGUCAUGUAGGUCUUACAGUCAUGUGGUGAUAAAAACUGUGAGGGUCUUCGAUUUUUCUGUCCUUCUGCCUCUCCUCCAGGACCCUACAUUGAACUUGAAGAUCCUACAUCUGGUGAGAGACCCAAGAGCUGUGGCUGCAUCAAGGAAAAAAGGAAAAUAUUAUCUCAGUAUAGAUGACAAUAUUGUCAUUAAAGAUGGAAUGGAUGGAAAGAAGCUCAACCAGGAUCAAGUCAUGAUGAAGAUCUGCAAAAGCCAGGUUGCCAUCUACAAGGAAGCCAAGUCAUCUGGAAUUUUCAGUCAGGGGCGUUAUAUGCUCAUACGCCAUGAAGAUCUUGCAAUGGAGCCUUUGGCAAAUGCCAAAAGACUUUUCAAGUAUGCAGGUCUUCAUUUGACAUCAGAUCUGGAGAAAUGGAUAUAUAGCAUGACCCAUCAUGAUAUAAAACAACGUAAUGAUUUUUUGUCAUUCUCCAGGGAGGCUGCUAAAGUCAUUCAGAAGUGGAGGGGUGAACUGGAUUUUAAGAUGGUAAAAAAUAUUGAAAAAUAUUGCAAGGGGGCAAUGAAGGCCUUUGGUUACUUGCCUUUGAACUCAACGAAAGAAAUGAAAAACCUGACUUUGAAUUUGAUAAAUAUUAAAGAAGAACCCCUUUAAAAUGUUGGAGAAGUACAAAAAGCAGCUGAGAAAAAAACAUAUUGCACAAUUUUUUCGAACAUUUUAGAAAUUUAUGAAAAAACAAAUCAUGUUAAAAUUUUAACUCAUGUAAAGAAAUGGCUGAAUUAUUUGUGAUGGUAGCAAGUAUACUAAGGCAACGUAUGGUGGUUAUGUAUAAUGAGCAAUCCUGUGGUAAAUUUUCUAGAAAUUGAGUAAGCACUAUCUGAACUGCUGCAAUGUUCCUUCACAUCUCCUGAAAAUAAGCCCUAGCUUAUUUGGGAGACGCGGAGGGGGGAGAGGGCGCUCCUAAAAUAAGCUCUACCCUUAAAAUAAGCCAUAGUCGC
Pelobates fuscus (common spadefoot toad) is the source of this 1499-nucleotide messenger RNA. Its product is annotated as carbohydrate sulfotransferase 6-like. Gene Ontology annotation, cellular component: trans-Golgi network. NCBI's taxonomy places the organism in Eukaryota, Metazoa, Chordata, Amphibia, Anura, Pelobatidae. The record is from RefSeq and is a predicted model, not a curated record. Gene Ontology annotation, molecular function: N-acetylglucosamine 6-O-sulfotransferase activity. Gene Ontology annotation, biological process: sulfur compound metabolic process; N-acetylglucosamine metabolic process. The transcript is spliced from 2 exons. The coding region runs from base 7 to 1155 and encodes 382 amino acids.